AUGCCUGAGGAACGCAACCGCCCGAAGCGAGGUGCAAGACGGAUUCGAGGAGCCCUUCGGCCUCGAUUAUCUGCCAUCGUCGGAACCCCCCAGCUGGCCGACUUGACCGAAGUCGUGACAGCUCUUACUUCGGACGAGGACCUUGGUCAAGAUGCUCCAGAGCGCGCGGCCACGAUUAUCGCCACCGUCUUUCACGCAUUCGAGUGCUACGACCUUCUCCGCCUGAAGGAUUUGCCGGAUCUGCUCAUCAAGUUCAGCAGCGGCCUCUAUACGAUAAGUCUAUCGUCGAUGUACGAGGUGGACCCACGCAUGCGGUAUCAUACAAAGGCGACGGAUGAAGAUAGUUCAGGAAGGGGAACGAUGCAUAGGUCAGCCUGCGGACAGACGACACACGCCAAUCGAGGAAUUGAGGAAUUGCUCGAAUCGUUGUUCGGAGUCGACGAAACGGAAUUCUCGAAACGCAUGUCCGACCUCCAGAUGCUGGACGUUCGCGACAUGCCCAGCAUCUCUUGCGAGCACGUCGAUGGACCGGGAGACACUCGUGGCAUUGCAGCAAUAUUUCGUUGCCUGGACCGGCUGGCGGCUGUAGACCAUGCGCUGUCCAUCCGAACGAACUGCGUCUAUUGGACUCUGGGCGCGGCCUACGACAGUUUCGCGACAGCCGUGACACAAGGUGUGACUUUCAAGGACGACAGAACACGCUCGCGUUACGUGCUUCGGCGACUUCUCGAAGAGCCUUGGGCCGUCCGUGCGUCCACGGAACAUGGUGGCCGGUGGGUGUCUGCGCUAAAAAAGCGCGUCGAGUGCGCGAGGAAGUUCAGGUCGAUCACGUCCGCGCUGCCGGUCAGCGUGCUCCUCGUUGUGCCGCACAUAUGCGUCACGCGGUUGGACAAGAUCGGAUUGAAGCAACUGGCUUUGCUUCCGUCAGCCGUUGUCGCUCACGGUGACAGUUUGGCGGCUCUCUUGGCCCUCAUGGCGAGAACCGAUGAAGCCGUCCUUCAGGGUCUGGCGACUCUCUCUGGAAAGGGCGGAGGCGAGGACGGGCAUGCGAGUUCUAGUAUGGAGGAGUGA
Messenger RNA from Saitoella complicata NRRL Y-17804, 1071 nucleotides. RefSeq lists its product as uncharacterized. The transcript has 2 exons. Lineage: Eukaryota; Fungi; Ascomycota; Saitoellomycetes; Saitoellales; Saitoellaceae. The coding region runs from base 1 to 1071 and encodes 356 amino acids. The record is from RefSeq and is a predicted model, not a curated record.